AUGGAAGUGGACAGCGACGACAACUGGCCCGAAUCGUUCUACGAGAGCAUUUCGAAGAGCAUCCGGGACCUCCAAGAUCCGCCGGCUCCGCCCAAAAUGUACAUGGCGACGAGCCUCGUGGAAGUCCUCAGCGACCUCUCGAUUUAUCCCAAGCUGCCCGCCAUCAAAUAUCCUCCCAUGCCGAUGCCAGAAAUGGCCUCGAACUUUGUCGAGCUCAUGUCGAAUCUGCUGUCCCGAGCGGCGGCCGUCUCGAAUCCCGAGUCGAUCUACCUGACCUUCUCCGGGAUUUCCUACCCGACUCCGCCCAGACUGGCCGUCCCCGAGAUGGCUUCGAACUUUGUCGAAACUCUGACGGAGCUCUGCGCUUCCGCCUACGGAACCUUCGAUUUUCAUGACGCCAACCCUGAAAAUGAACCCUUUCCGGAGGUUUCCCCUUCCGACGAAGCGGAUUAUUGCGACUGCACUGUCUUUGACCAGCUCGUCGCCACGUUUUUCGGGUUCGUUAUCUUUUUUUUUUUCCUUGUUAGACAUUUUUCUUGUCUCGAAAAUCGUUUUGAAGGUCAUUUUUUUAUGACUUUUCAUUUAUUUUGAGAUUAUAUCUCGGUUUUAUUUUCAUCUGCCGUGAAUUUUUAUCGAAAGUUUCAAUCGAAAACGUUCCUUCAUGGUUUUCUUUUUUCUAGAUUUUUGGUUGGUUCUGUUUCAUUUUGAGAAAACCUAUGGAGUCACGAUAUCUUUUCUCAGGGAUCUCUGCAGUAUUUAA
Messenger RNA from Caenorhabditis auriculariae, 760 nucleotides. Lineage: Eukaryota; Metazoa; Nematoda; Chromadorea; Rhabditida; Rhabditidae. The record is from the annotation of a GenBank genome assembly.